UAAGAAAUUAAUCCGAACGAUUCGAUACAAGUAUAAUCGUUGAGAACCGCACGUUGUUAUUAUUUUAUAUUUUUGUUCAAGAUUUAUAUUAAAUGGUAGAGCUAAAGAAAGCUGAAGCCAAUGUGGAGGACAAUGGCUGGGAGCCCGGCGACAGCAAGGAGUGGGCCAAACCCAUCAAGCCCUUGGAGGAGAAGUGGAAACUGGUGCCGGCAUUUCUGCAAGUCAAAGGUUUGGUCAAACAACACAUUGACUCCUUCAAUCACUUCAUCAAUGUGGACAUCAAGAAGAUUGUGAAGGCAAACGAGAUUGUGACGAGCGGUGCUGAUCCGCUGUUCUAUCUCAAGUAUCUGGAUGUGCGUGUGGGCAAGCCCGAUAUUGAUGAUGGCUUUAACAUAACCAAAGCGACAACGCCACACGAGUGCCGACUAAGAGAUACCACGUAUUCGGCGCCCAUCAGCGUGGACAUUGAGUACACACGUGGAACGCAGCGCAUUAAACGCAACAAUUUAUUAAUUGGCAGAAUGCCCCUAAUGUUGAGGUGCUCCAAUUGUGUGUUAACUGGCAAAUCGGAAUUCGAGUUGUCCAAACUGAAUGAAUGUCCCCUCGAUCCGGGCGGUUAUUUUGUGGUGCGCGGCCAGGAGAAGGUCAUACUCAUCCAGGAGCAGCUGUCGUGGAAUAAGAUGCUCACCGAGGACUUUAAUGGCGUUGUCCAGUGUCAGGUGACUUCGUCCACGCACGAGAAAAAGUCACGUACUCUGGUGCUGAGCAAACAUGGCAAAUAUUAUCUGAAGCACAACUCCAUGACGGACGACAUUCCCAUUGUGGUCAUCUUCAAGGCUCUGGGCGUGGUAUCCGAUCAGGAGAUAAUGGCUCACAUUGGUCUGGAUGCCCGUUCUCAGAACCGUUUUGGCGCCUCACUCUUGGAGGCCUUUAAUCUUAAGGUGUUCACACAACAACGUGCUCUCGACUAUAUGGGCUCCAAGUUGGUGGUGAAACGGUUUCAGAGUGCCACCACCAAGACGCCUUCGGAGGAGGCACGAGAGCUGCUCCUGACCACAAUUUUGGCCCACGUGCCUGUGGAUAAUUUCAACUUUCAAAUGAAGGCGAUUUAUGUGUCGUUGAUGGUGCGUCGUGUCAUGGCUGCUGAAUUGGACAAAACACUGUUUGAUGAUCGCGAUUAUUAUGGCAACAAGCGAUUGGAGCUGGCUGGUUCAUUGAUCUCUCUGAUGUUCGAGGAUCUGUUCAAGCGCAUGAACUGGGAGCUCAAGAUGAUUGCGGACAAGAAUAUACCCAAGGUGAAGGCGGCACAAUUCGAUGUGGUCAAACAUAUGAGAGCGGCACAGAUUACAGUAGGUCUGGAAUCUGCCAUAAGUUCUGGAAAUUGGACCAUUAAACGCUUUAAAAUGGAACGUGCUGGAGUGACUCAAGUGCUGUCUCGUCUCAGUUAUAUCUCGGCGCUGGGCAUGAUGACGCGGGUGAAUUCACAGUUUGAGAAGACACGCAAAGUGUCCGGACCACGUUCCUUGCAACCGAGUCAAUGGGGUAUGCUGUGUCCCUCGGAUACGCCCGAGGGUGAAGCCUGUGGAUUGGUCAAGAAUCUGGCGCUAAUGACACACAUUACCACCGAGGUGGAUGAACGUCCGGUGAUGACAUUGGCCUACAAUGCUGGUGUCGAGGAUAUACGUGAAGUCAGCGGCAAUCCCAUUAAUAAUCCCAAUGUAUUUCUCGUAUUCAUCAAUGGCAAUGUGCUUGGAUUGACCAUUAAUCAACGGCAUCUGGUGCGGAACUUGCGAUAUAUGAGGCGAAAGGGACGCAUGGGCAGUUUUGUUUCCAUACAUACCUCGUACACACAACGUUGCAUAUUCAUACACACAGAUGGCGGCAGAUUGUGUCGUCCAUAUAUUAUAGUGGAUAAAUCGCGUCCUUUGGUGCAGCAACAUCAUUUGGAUGAACUGCAGCGUGGCAUACGUAAAUUUGAUGAUUUUCUGCAUGACGGAUUGAUGGAGUAUCUGGAUGUGAAUGAGGAGAAUGAUUCUUUUAUUGCAUGGAAUGAGGAGCAUAUUGAACCGCACACAACACAUCUCGAAAUUGAACCCUUCACAUUGCUGGGCGUCUGUGCCGGACUCGUUCCGUAUCCGCACCACAAUCAGAGUCCACGUAAUACCUAUCAAUGUGCCAUGGGUAAACAGGCAAUGGGCAUGAUUGGCUAUAAUCAAAAGAAUCGCAUCGAUUCUUUAAUGUAUAAUCUGGUUUAUCCCCAGGCACCGAUGGUCAAGUCCAGGACCAUUGAGUUGACCAACUUUGAUAAGCUGCCAGCGGGUCAAAAUGCCACAGUGGCUGUUAUGAGUUAUUCUGGCUAUGAUAUCGAGGAUGCUCUCAUUCUAAAUAAAGCCUCUAUUGAUCGGGGCUAUGGACGUUGUUUGGUCUACAAGAAUUCCAAGUGCACGGUGAAGCGUUAUGCGAAUCAGACAUUCGACAGGAUCAUGGGACCUGUGAAGGAUGCCCUCACGAAUAAGGUGAUCUUUAAGCAUGAUGUCCUGGACACUGAUGGCAUUGUCGCACCUGGCGAACAGGUGCAAAACAAACAGAUCAUGAUCAACAAGGAAAUGCCCGCAGUUACAUCCAUUAAUCCACUCGAAGGUCAGGCUCAGGUGCCCUACACUGCAGUGCCCAUAAGCUACAAGGGACCGGAGCCUAGUUACAUUGAACGUGUUAUGGUUUCGGCCAAUUCCGAGGAAGACUUUCUCAUCAAGAUCCUGUUGCGACAGACGCGAAUUCCGGAGAUUGGGGACAAGUUCAGUUCGCGGCAUGGACAAAAAGGCGUCACGGGUCUCAUCGUAGAGCAGGAAGAUAUGCCCUUCAAUGACUAUGGAAUAUGUCCGGAUAUGAUCAUGAAUCCACAUGGUUUUCCGUCCCGUAUGACAGUGGGCAAGGUGCUGGAGCUGCUGGGCGGCAAGGCUGGCGUCUUGGAGGGUAAAUUCCAUUAUGGCACUGCUUUUGGCGGAUCCAAGGCGGCCGAUAUACAGGCGGAACUAGUGCGUCAUGGUUUCAAUUACAUGGGCAAGGACUUUUUCUACUCUGGGAUAACGGGAGGGCCGUUGGAGGCGUACAUUUACUCUGGCCCCGUGUACUAUCAAAAACUGAAGCACAUGGUGCAGGACAAGAUGCAUGCCCGAGCACGUGGUCCAAAGGCUGUGCUCACCCGUCAACCCACCCAAGGCCGGAGUCGGGAGGGAGGAUUACGUCUAGGUGAAAUGGAACGCGAUUGUCUGAUAUCCUACGGAGCGAGCAUGCUGAUAAUGGAACGCCUCAUGAUAUCCUCCGAUGCCUUCGAGGUGGACGUCUGUCGCACCUGUGGCAGAUUGGCCUACUGCUCCUGGUGCCACUUUUGUCAGUCGUCGGCUCAUGUCUCCAAGAUAUCCAUGCCGUAUGCCUGCAAACUACUCUUCCAGGAGCUGACCAGCAUGAAUGUGGUGCCAAAACUCAUACUGGAGAACUAUUAAAUAAACUAAUAUAAACUAUGUAUUAAUUAUAUUAUAGAGACAAAAGGAAUAAGUAGUUUGUUUAUGUUUGAACCAUUUGAGCUCAUUAAACUUUUUAAUUUAAUACGUUUUUUU
Molecule: messenger RNA, 3617 nt
Organism: Drosophila innubila
Lineage: Eukaryota; Metazoa; Arthropoda; Insecta; Diptera; Drosophilidae
Gene: RpIII128
Product: DNA-directed RNA polymerase III subunit RPC2
Exons: 3
Coding region: 93-3503 (1136 amino acids)
Biological process (GO): DNA-templated transcription
Cellular component (GO): RNA polymerase III complex
Molecular function (GO): DNA binding; ribonucleoside binding; DNA-directed RNA polymerase activity
Source: RefSeq, a predicted model, not a curated record